UUUCUUUCUUUCUUUCUGUCCAUAAGUGAUAAAGGAGUACAAAAAGUUUCUUAGAGUUGAAAUCAAAGUGUCAGGUGGGCGAUGUCCUCUUAGGGACCAUUGGGGACAAUCUGGUCCUAACAUCCCUCAGAGUGUUUGGUAGUUGUUGGCAUCCCUUGACUUGGAGCCAGCCUUCCUUCAGAUAGAUAUCCUUUUCUUCUGUCUCAAAACUCUCAUUUUCUCACAAGUAGCAUUUAGGACCUAGCUGUAUAACUUAGGGUUUGUCUCCUUUCCAGAUCCUUAGCUUCCUCAGGUGUUAACCAUAGAAGAUAAUGUUCAUCCUAUUGCAAUAUAAAGUAGCAUCCCCUGGGUCUGAAGAUUAAGUAGUGACUGUUCGGUGUCUUGGGUGGGGAGGCAUUGGGAGGCAGGCUUGUCAGGAAUAUAGGAGAAAAAAUGGGUGAGGUUUUUCUGACACAACCAAGGUCCCUCUAUUAACAGCUCAAUAUCAGAUCAUCUUUGGGAUUGUCUGAAUGCUUCUCUGAACACAGUAUUAAUGAGGCAUUGUAGGAGCAACCCCAAACAAAAAUACCAAUGAAUGACAUUCCUCCCCUUCAGGAGGCUCCGCUAUGGCCUGGGUCUUCAGUGUCCCACCAGGACAGCUUUGUGUCACAGUUCAUUUCCCUCCAUCGCUGUUCCCCCACCCUCGCAGGUCCAAAGUGAUGGGGCCAAGUGGUGACAGGUUGAAACACGAAGCUAAAAUAAAUCUUUCCCCUCCACUUAAGUGGAUUAUCUCAAGUAUUUUGUCAUCGUGACAGGAGGCUGACUAAUACAGGCUUCCAUCGAGCAAAUUAAAUAUAAAAUACAUUUGUAAACAACUGAAACCUCUGAGUAAGGAGAGGAGAUAACAGGGUGACCUCCAGAGGGGCGCUGAGGCAGAGGGAUAGCAGCGGCUGACUGCCUUUCCGGGCCUCCUCACUUCUGCACGUGGAUGAUUGAUGAGACCCUGUUAAUUUCUAUUUUUAAAAAGACAUAAAACUUAUUGCCUGUAAUAAAAGGCAGGCUAAAAGUUGUUGAAGAAAGCAUGCUUGCUGUAUGGGAGGGGUUGAGGGUGUGUGUGUGUGUGUAUGAGUGUGUGUGUGAGUGUGUGUGAGUGUGUGUGUGGUGUGUGUGAGUGUGUGUAUGUAUGUAUGUGUGAGUGUGUGUGUGUGAGUAUGUGUGUGGUGUGUGUGGUGUAUGUGUGUGUGUGGUGUGUGUGGUGUGUGUGUGUGUGUGUGUGUGUGUGUGUGUGUGUGUGUGUAUGUUCUGGAGAUCCACACCAUGGUCUUGUACAUGUUAGGCAAGCCUUCUACCACUGAGACACAGUUGGACCAUUUUUGUCAUUUUUAAUUUUGUGACAGUCUUACUAAGUUCUCUGUUUGGACUGGACCUCAAUCGUAGCCCAGGCUGUCCCAUGUUCCUUCUGGUUUACCUUCUGAGAAGCUGGGACUACUGGCUCAGGUUGAUUCUGUAAUUUCAACUUGUAUAAAUGAGAUGAGAGCUAUGGGAGUGUUUUAUAAGCCACAGAGACCUGAGGUGUUUGUGUUAACCUCAGGGUGCAACUCCUGCUGAUCAGUUGGUUAAAACAUGAGUUAUGUGUUGAGCUUGAAAAUGUUGCAGGGGAGCGCCCCUGUCAAGAAUCAAACAGCACACCUAUCUGCUGGGUUUUCCAACACAGCCUUGGGCAGCCCCUGAAAGCCUGGUACUGGCUCAGCUGCUUGCCCGACAUAGCAUCUCCAUUCCACAUGACUAGUUACGUAAUAUAAUAAAGCACACAGAAAAGGUGGUAUUUGUGAAUUUUAACCUAAAGCCAGUUUAUUGUCUCCCCACAAAGCUGGCAGAGUAUGCAUCCUGGGCACCAUCUGGAAUACAGGUCCCAGAUUCAAGUCAAGUACAAGAUGUGACAGCCAUGCCUCUGCCUAGUGGAGGAGGCUGGAGUGUUUUCCCAUGAAAACCCUGGAGUGAGACAGCACCAUGCUUUCUUCUCAGCUCUGUCCAACCCACUCAUCACGCCUUGAGGAUGCUUGACCCUGACCCUCCAUUCUGUACCGGCUGAAUAACGAGGACAUGCUGGUACGGAAAGGAACACAUCUGUACUCCUUGAUGAAUGCAUGCCUUAUUUUCACAAUAAUUUGAAAAAGAAUACAUCAAAAGAACCCAAGCUCAUUACUGAGGAUGAAACAAGGAAAAUGUAGAUUUUUAUUCAGGCUUUUCAGCUAAGUAGGGUCAUUCUUCCUUUAACUAAUAAUAGAUCUGAUAGAAGUUAAAACUGGUAAGUGUUGCAGACAGCUAGAAAGGUGAGCUGUGCACCCUGCCCUUAUGUAAUGCAGCCUUCCCGUGUGUGGACAGGACCUGUGCCUUCCUUCCAGACAACAGGGGCAAAUCCAUGCAAAUAGAUGUAUGUAAUUGUGGUUGUGUUGCAUUAGGUUGUAGCAUCUGUAACCCUGAGACCUCUUCUCUCUCCGUCUCUUUCUCCUUUGCUGGUUUUGAGGCCUGAGUCCCUGUGCAAAAACAGGGCAGUCUCCAGCUUAUAGCUGACACAAAACUGAAGCUUCAGGUCCGUCUGUAAAUUAUUACAUCCCAAGUAAGCCUGGAGAUGGACCCUUCCCAGCCAAGUUGGCCAUGAGAACUUCAGUCUUGUGAGAGUCUGAGCAGAAAACCCCACCAACCUCACCAGGACUCCUGACCCACAGGAACUAGAAGAUAAGAACAAUGUGUUCUUAGGUUUCUAAGUUUGUAUAACCUUGUUAAAUAACAACAGAUGCUAAUACAAGGUUUUGAAACUUUCCUCCACCCAUACCAUGACUUAGCUUAAGGGAGAAAGAUAAACACAUCUAGGUCAUAGGUAUUAAACAAACUGCUAGUCAUUUUGAUAUAUAUAUAUUUGAUAUCAGUUUCUACUACAUUCUCUUUGAUGCAUUAAAAAUAAUAAGCACAGAGCUAUUGAGAUGGCUCAGCAUUAAAUUUAUUUUUUCCCCAAAGCCAGACAACCUGACUUCAAUCUCAGGGACCCAUAUAAAGGUUGAAGGAGAGAACCCACCCCAUAAAGUUUACCUCUGACCUCUGCGUACUUGCAAUGAGAUGUAUGUCCCACUUACACACCACACACACACACACACACACACACACACACACACACACACACACACACAGAGAGAGAGAGAGAGAGAGAGAGAGAGAGAAGAAAAUAUAAAAGCAGACACAAACUAUACCUCAUGAAUAUUCUGAACAGAGGAAAGUAGACAUUGUUAUAAAAAUUCAUUGAUAAAUUAGUUACAAAUGAAGAACAGUUUGCUAAUGAAUUAGGUAAUCUAUUUAACUUCAAAUCUUUUUUGUUUUACUUGUUAUUUGUGUGACUGUAUUGGCAUGCAUGUGAUAGCCAGAGGACAACUCGUGGAGUCCUUUCUCUUCUUUUGCCUUUAUGUGGAUUCCACAGAUCAAACUCGAACCACAGGGCUCACAUGCUAAGCACCCUGUCACGCUGAGCCAUCUUGCUGGCAUGAACUGGCUGUUUUAAAAACGAAUCCUUAUAAAGACCCAGCACCUGAUGUUACCUCUACCCUACCUACCAAUCUUGUCAGUCUCCUAAGUGGAAAAAGAAAUGUACCAUCAUUUGCUGUUUCUUGCUUUAACUCUUUGGCUACAGAGGAUGGUUUAGAAUAUAAAUUCUGCAAAAUUUGCAGAGGCUUGUGAAACCGAUGAAGAGAUGUGGACCAAGUACUCGACUCUAAAGAUAGAUUUGGGCUAGUUAGACACUGCGGAUGAAAAUCAACAAGGGGAGCGAUGAUACAGCUGCGUCAGAAGAAGAUUUCAGUCUUGGGAGAUUAAAGCAGGCCUUGGGAAAAUCAAAAGGCUCUUGGAAACUGUCACAAAAAUGGCUGAUUUUAGAUCAAGUUAUUCAAGUCAAAUAAGAACAAGGGAAGCUAAGUUUUGCACUACUUUUAUAUGCAUCUCUAAUAAUUAAAAAUGAUAUCCCCUCUCAUAAAGAUUAAAAACCAACAUUAAAAAAUUUCUUUAUUCUCCUUGCUGUUCACUUUUCUAGACUUCCUGGUGGUUUCCAUGAUGCUCUAUGACCUGCAGAGGCUGCUUCUCACAGAGGCCAAGCAUAGAGCUUUAAGUUCAGUGUGUGCACAUCACUGGCCACACUGGAGAGGGUCGACAGCUACCUGUGCCUCUUAGGGAGAGGGCAGUCAACCUGGUAGAGAGGGAGCUAUGUGGGUCUCAGGACCUGUGUAGCCACUUGCAAUGUUAAAGUCCCAUGGAAUCCUUUGAACUGUGUCUAAUUACAAAAGGCCUAGAGAGGCCACGAGGUGCACAGUAAGUGUGAAGAAUGUCUGAUCCCAUGUAAGCAACAGCCCUACCACAGCAGCCUUACCUGAGUCUAUGGCAUUAGAAACAUCUGUAAUGUUUAUCUGCACAUGUUUCCCGUGCUGGCUGGGCUUCCCUAUGAGUGACCCCAGACAAUCUGAAACUCCCCCUCAAGGGCUGUGCCAUUUUCACGUUGGGUAUAUAGCGGUAGUGGGUCAUUGCUUAUAUGACUGAAUUUCUUGCUUGGAAUUAGAAAGCCUUAUUCCAAAUCUCUUGGGUUUAGAGAUCACUCCUUACCCACUUUUCUUUUCUCUCUCUCUUUCUUUAAAUUGCUGGCCCACUCAGGGCACGUUUGCCAAGGUUACAUUUUACCAUUGCUAAUUCUAUUAAGGUUUGAACCUUGACGGGCUUGUUCAGAGAGCUGAACAUUAUGUCCUUAUGACAGUUGGAGCCUGUUUCUGUGUAAAGUCCCAGAGAGGACAGCGACAUUAACGAAAUGAGCGCUGGUAAGGUUGGGGAUCUCCAGACUCCCCCAGUGACAGCAUGAAGAUGGCAUUAGAUGUGCGGACUUGCAUAUGGUCCGUUUGAUAAGAAUUUUAGUUCAAGCGUGGCUGAGAAAGCAUGAAUUAUGUAUGUGCAGCUUUGGGGUGAGGAAGGGGGUAAGGGGUAAGGUUGAUUGCAGGUGAUAUUUGAGUAAAUACUUGGAAGAUAUGGAUGUCCUGCUUUAUGAGUCACCACAUUAUUUCCAGAAUUGCUUUUAUUACAUUUCUCUAAUUUAAAAAAAUUAAUAAAGGUACCAAAUCAUGCUUGUACAUAUAUGGGGCAUCAUAGGCACUGAAGUAGACACUAAAAGCUGAAGAGAAGAGGAACAUUAAAGAAGGUUUAAUUUCCUUAUAAAUCAAUUCUGUAGCAAGGAAGUUUUAAAUGAUCACUAAUUGAUCAAUCAGUUUUGUGGUGAAAUAUCAAUGUGCGAAGUAUUCGCCUGAUAUUGUGAGAUCAUUAUCCAAAUAGAAAUCAAGAGAUCUCCAAACUCAUGGAACCUUAAUUUCCCCAAACAAAUACAAAGGCAGCAACUUGAGAACCAUUAUCAGCUUGUACCAAAAACACAUAGUUUAAAAAAAAAUCAUUUCCAAUACUCUUAAUACCCUAGGGAAUUUCAAUAUUGUUUUUUGCAGCCACAAAGAAAUAUAAUAAGAUAGAUGUUGAGUUGUCGCACUUUCAAAGACACGAGGCAAUGUAUGCUUCAAUCCCUUCAUUUUAUAGAUGAGCAGAGAAGUCUGAAAAGGUUUGAACAGGGUGAGCAAGGUCAUAGAGUUAGUUAGCAGGCUCUGCUGGAACUAGUUCCAGACUGGUCUUGUCACAGUGAGAGACCUAGUUCUGCAUGAAUGGCUUUCAGAAGGAAUGACGUGUUGAACUUUGCACCUUCACAGAUGUGCUUGCUGAGAGAAUGUAUGCUUUUAUUGGGCUCGAAACCCCUUAAGUGAAAAUAAGAACUCACAAGGUCAUAGCUACCCCCCACGAGUGCGUUCUUUCCUGCACAGGUCACGGUGUGGCUCCUGGGUUUUUGUAGACCACACUUGGCUAUUUGGUCUCCUCCUAAUCUAUUUGCCUGCUAGUAUUUACUAAGCACGAUUGCAUGGUGCUUUCUGAACCUCAAGUGAAAUAAAACAGAAGGAAGUACAUGAAUUGGGUUGCUCUAUUCAGGCAUAUACACUAGCGGUGACGUGUCAUAUGCCUCCCUCCCUCCUUCCCUUCUUCCCUCUCUCCCCCUCCCUCUAUUCUAUUUUGGUCUAAGGUGUUUUUUGUGGAAUGAAGUGAUUGGCCAAGGGUCCUGGGCUCACAGCUCCUAAAUCCUGACCUAAUUACAUCAGCUCCACUGUUUUGUUGCAGAAUUAAAGCAGUGCAGAGCGCUCUCAUCUGAUGGGGCCCUAAAUCUCCCAGUCAGCCCUGCUCCCAUCCGUUGAGCUAUCUCCUUCUGCCAGACAAGACAGCAAGAGAGAUGCUGCACUCACAAUGGUGCCCUGAUUUUCCAAACCCAGAAGAGUGAGACUGUGUGUGUGUGUGCGUGUGCGUGCAUGUGUGAAUGUGUGUGUACAUGUGUGUGUGUGAGUGUGUUUGAGUGUAUGUGUAUGUGAGUGAAUGUGUGUGCCUGAGUGUGAGUGAGUGUAUGUGUUAGAGAGAGAGAGAGAGAGAGAGAGAGAGAGAGAGAGAGAGAGAGAGUUUGUUCUAAUUACUGUUGUCUCAAUUUCUCAAGGGAAACCAGUUUAGCACCACAGAAAAUUAAAGCAUAACUUUGACUAAACUGUGCCAAAAAAAUAAUGUUUUGCACAUUUUUUUGUCUCUGAAGACUGACAGUAGUUAAUUUUUACUCAACCUAACUUACAAAAUUACAAAUAGAAUUAGGCUACUGUAUUUAGGCAUAUUCAGAAAUUUCCUUAAAUGUUUAGAUGAGAAUACCAUGUGUUACAGAGGGCUACUACACAUGUGUGCUGUGCUCCUGCACCGAGUAGUCUUUGUAGCUAUGAAUUUAUAGCAGCUAUUGUGGAUCUAAUCACCAAAGUGUACUCUUCGGUUGGUGGUUUAGUCCCUGGGAGCUCUGGGUGGUCUGGUUAGUUGAUAUUGUUCUUCCUAUGGGUUGCGAUCCCCUUCAGCUCCUUCAGUCCUUCCCCUAGCCGCUCCAUCGAGGUCCCCUGGCUCAGUCCGAUGGUUGAUUGUGAGCAUCUACAUCUGUAUUGCUCAGGUACUGAUAGAACCUCUCAGGGAACAGCCAUAUCAGGCUCCUGUCAGCAAGUGCUUCUUGGUAUCAGCAAUAGUGUGGGGAUGGGCAUGUGCAGAUGGGAUGGAUCCCUAGAUGAGGCAGUCUCUGGAUGGCCUUUCCUUCAAUCUUUGGUCCAUUUUUUUUGUCCCUGUCUUUUCUUUUCACAGAAACAUUUCUGGAUUUAAAAUUUUGAGGUGCGUGGGUGGCCCCAUCCCUCAACUAGCAGCCAUGCCUGUCUACUGAGGUGGUCUCUAUAGGCUGUAUCUUCCCUUUGUUGGAUACUUUGUCUAGUCAUCUCCAUGGGCUCCUGGGAGCCUCUCACUUCCCUCGAGUCUGAGACUUUCUAGUGGGUACCCCAGUUCCCCAUCCCCCUCUGCCACAUGUUUCUUUUCAAUUACCUGACCCUCUAUACUUCUCCCCUGUCCUUUCCAAUACCUGGUCCUGCCCCCCCCCCUUUUUCCCUCCACUUUCUCUCUCCCGUCCUUGGUCCCUUCCUCCCUCUACCUCCUAUGAUUAUUUUGUUCCACAUUCUAUGUAGGAUUGAAACAUCUAUACUUUGGUCUUCUUUCUUCUUAAGCUGCAUUUGCUUCGUGGGUUAUUUCGUGGGUAUACUUGGUUUAUGGGAUAUAUCAUGGGUAUUCUCAGCUUUUGGGCUAAAGUCCUCUUAUCAGUGAGUACAUACCUUGUAUGUUCUUUUCUGUCAGGGUUCCCUCACUCAGGAUGAUAUUUUCUAGUCCCAUCCAUUUGCCUACAAAUUUCAUGAGGUCAUUGUUUUUAAUGGGUGAGUAGUACUCCAUUGUGUAAAUAUACCACAAUUUCUGUAUUCAUUCUUCUGUUGAGGGAAAUCUGGGUUGUUUCAGUUUCUGGCUAGUAUAAACAGUGAUAGAGGGCUAAUAUCCAAAAUAUACAAAGAACUCAAGAAGUUAGACUCCAGAGAACCAAAUAACCCUGUUACAAAGGGGGUACAGAGCUAAACAGAGUUCCUAACUGAAGAAUCUCAAAUGGUUGCAAAGCACCUAAAGAAAUGUUCAGCAUCCUUAAGUCAUAAGGGAAAUGCAAAUCAAAAAUAAAAAACCCUAAGAUUCCAGCUCACAACAGUCAGAAUGGCUAAGAUCAAAAACUCAGGUGACAGCAGAUGCUGGGGAGGAUGUGGAGAAAGAGGGACACUCCUCCAUUGCUGGUGGGACUGCAAGCUGGUAAAACCACUCUGGAAAUCAGUCUGGAGGUUCCUCAGAAAAUUGGAAAUAGUUCUACCUGAGGACCCAGAUGUACCACUCGUGGGCAUACACCCAAAGAUGCUCCAACAUACAACAAGGACACAUGCUCCUCUGUGUUUAUAGAACAAAAAUUCUAAUUCAAUUUCCUUUGCUUUUAAAAAGCUUAUAACUUUACUACAUGUGCUAGAGAAAAGAUUAGAUUGAAUAUAUUUUUACCAUUUGGUUUAUCUUCUAGAGCAGCUUGAAUGAUAGCACAAUUAAUCACAAAGUUCACAUACUCUUUUUCAUCCAGUAAUGUACAGCCUCCUCCACUGUCAGCAUCUCUCGGCAGGACUGAGACAUCUGUUAAAAGUGAUGGGGUUGCUGUGACAUAGCGUCUCACAGUCCACGGUUUGUUACCUGAUGCUCAUACUUCUGCUGCUGCGUCGUCUGUGUUUCAGUAAAUAUGUGUGGAUAAGCGCCCGUUACUGUGGCAUCAUUCAGAAUCCUCUCACCUCCCUAAAAUGUCCCCUGUACACUCCCUUUUCAUCUCCUUUCCCCAACUUCUGGCAAUGCCUGAUCUUACUGUCUCUGGAGUAAACUCUGUGCAGGUGGAAUCGUGCACUCCGUAGUCUGUUCAGCGUGCUUUCUGUGGCGUGGCCAAGGCAGUUUUGUUUCCUUCCUUUCUCUUUACAGCAUAAUGGUUGAAUUUUUUUCAAGUGUGGACGACAAUUCGGUUCAUCUAGAUGGACCACAAUUUAGCCUUCCCUCCACGAACGGGCAUCUCAGUUGUUGACAAGUUUUUCCAGUUACACAUGAGGCUUAGAAAAGAAUCUAGCCGUGUAGUUUUUCAUACUACAGCUGUAAGUUUUCUAGUUCUUUGAAUGUUUUCAAGGGGGUAGAAUUAUGGGACCAAAUGGUAAACUUAUAUCUAGUCCUUUAAGAAAUCACCAAGGCAUCUCCCCAAGUAGCUGCACCCUUUGCUGUACCCUUUUAUAUUUGACCAGCAGGGAUCAAGGGUUCCAUUGCCUCACAUGCUCACCCGAGCUUGGUAUUGCUGAUUGGUUAGAAGGCACUAAUUCGGUCUCUUCCUUCGCCUCCGUCACCCCGAUUUCCUAUGGUGCACAGCAUUUUGCAAGUGUGUCUUUGACAUCUGUGUGUGGUUAUUCUCUUUUUGCUGACACAUCUCUCCAGGCUUUCCUUUAAACAUCAAGUUGCUCAUUUUCCGAUGGCCAACUCUUUCAGGAUUUUUCUUUUUUGCACAAUUUUAGAUGACAGCUCCUGAUUAGAAAGGUGUUCUGCAAGAGUCUUCACACCGUGUAAGACUUUUCAUAUAUAGAGAGACUGCUUCCAAUGAAGUUCAGAGUAUCGGUGUUGCUCUCAUGAAUUGGGCUUUCCGUGUUGUGUAUGAAAGUCACCAUCAGGAGGUUAUUUAUGCUUCCUUGGGUUGUCUUUGUUUCAUAGCUUUGCAUUUUUACAUUUAUGUGCAUGAUUUAUAGCGAGUUAAUGUUUGUCAAGGGUAUAAAGCCUAUGCCCAGCUCCAGAUUCCUUCUUUUGGUACAUGUCUGUGGCGUGUGUGUGUGUGUGUGUGUGUGUGUGUGUGAUGUAUGCAUGUGUGUAUGCCCAUGCAUCAUGUGUAUGUCCGGACAUGAUAGUUGCACAUGCACACUGGAGGCUAGAGGAAGACAUGGGUAUACUGUCUCAUCAGUCACCACCUUACUUCCUUGAGACAGUGGGGUCUUACACAACCUGGAGUUAGGUUGGCAGGUAGUUAGCCACAGACCUUCUCCUGUUUCCACCUUUCCUGAGGCUGGGAGUGCAGACUUACACACAGUCACACUCUACCUUUUACAUUGAUUCUGGGCCUUUGAACACAGAUUUUUGUCCAACUUGUUUUUCAAACUCUCUAGUAAAAUUCUUCUUUUUGUUUUCUGGAAAAAAAAAGCAACAUUAUUCGAUGAAUAAUCUUUUCUACUAUUUGCUUUAACUGCAUAUAAUUUUUAAAAGCUCCCAACUCCAAUGUUAUAAACCCUCCAGUUCUCUAGUAUAAAACAGAAAGAUUGACAGCCCAAACUGUGAGAUAAAUGGCAGUGUUAAUAUUUAAUAAGCAAAAGCAAUUCAUCAGGUAGAUGUUUUUUAAAUUUAAGUACUUUUAAGAUUCUAGAAGAUAUUCAAGUUCUUAUUAUCAAUGUUCUUGUGCAUUAUCUUUUAGAAAUUUUUCAUUGGCAUAGGAUACAAUGAAGGCUGUCAGUUAUCUACAAAAUCUAACAUGUAUAAAGUGAUAAAAUAAUAUAUAGUUUCAAGUCUUAGUAUUAGAUUAUACCAGCAUGGUUGGUUGUAAGAAAGAAGCGGAAGAGUUAUAUAAGAUUUCUUUGGAAUACUCAAUCUACAAUCUAUUAGGGUUGUAUUGGAUACCAUUUCUUUCUCUCCUUCUCCAUGUACAUAUGUAUAUAUACACACGUGUAUAUGAUUUUGUACAUGUUCCUCUGUAGUCAGGCACCUCAAUUGGUUCUGUAGCUUAGUGAUUAUGAAGAGUGUUACAGUAACAGUAUCGCAGGUAUCUCUGUGAUGUGUAGACACAGGUAAGGAGAAUGCUGCUUAUCUACAGAGUCAGAUUUUGUCUCAUCUGUAAAGAAAAGUGAAGAUGUAUUCUUUGCAAGAAACCAGACAUAGCUAGAGAAAAUCAUGUUAAACAAAUCCAUCCCUCUCAGUCAAGUAUUGCACGUUCUCUUUCAUUUGUGGGACCCAGAUAUUGUGCCCAUGUAGAAUCAUGUGUACGCCCGUGACAUGAAAGUAGAAAUACGAAUAUUGCUCAGAAUAUUGUCUGAGAUAUCAAAGGGACUAAUUGAGGAAAGGGCAGAAAGAGCAGGCUAAUGGAUAUGGGAGGAAGAAUGCCCAAAAUAUGUUAGAUAUUUGCACGAUAAUGGCCUCAUGUAACCUUGUAUAUAAUAAUCAUGGUAAUCAAACCUUUCUUUGCUAGGCAUGCUAGCACAUGCCCAUAAUCCCAGCACUUAUAAGAACAUGGCGGUUGGAGACAUGGAGAUCUCCAAAGGUUUAAGACCAGCCUAGGUUACAUGAUUUCACUGGACCUGCAUCCUGCAUGGGUAACUUAAUUGUGUUAGAUUCUCAACAUGCAUUCACUUGUGCGCUCUCUCUCUCUCUCUCUCUCUCUCUCUCUCUCUCUCUCUUUCUCUCUCUCUCACACACACACACACACACACACACACACACACGCUGACACACACAUGCUACCCUAUGCUCCUUUGUCCCUUAGAAUCAAAACCAAUCAUGCUAGCAAAUGAUUUAACUCAUUGUGCACUUGCAUUGUGAGGAUCUGGGUUCAAAUCCAAGAUACCCAAAAGAGCUUCUAUCCUAUCUGACAAAAUACUACUUGAUCUGAAUUUCCAUUGUGUUUCAGUGUUUAUCUUCUGCCUUCCAGGUGUCUAUGCCAGCAGCUCCAACUGUUUUGCUUUGUUUCAUUUUGUUUUGCUUUGUUUUGUUUUAUGGGGCUGGAAAUAGAACUCAGGCUGCUGUCAGCUAGGCAUGUUAGCCCUCUACCACCUAGCGACACCUGAAGCCUCCAGUUUUCUUUCUUUAUGUUCUUUAAAUAUCCAAGCCCAUUUCUCCUCAGAGCCUGUGUGCUUUUCUUCAUUUGACCCGGAUUUAUUUUCCUCCAGAUAUCCCGGUCAGUUCAAAUGCCAUCUCCUUCAAGAGAUAUUCUCCAACCGCCAUGUUCAAUGUUCUCUUCACACUCUAUCCAAGGACCACUCUGUUAUGUUCUCAUGCCUUAUUGUCUUCAGAAAAUUUAUUACUUUUUGAAAUUACUCAUAUUCCGUGUGUUUCACUCACUGGAGUGAAAGCUGUUGAAAGCCAAGACCCCCAGUGUCUUAUACGUCACCAGAUCACCACUGUCUUCGGUACUGACUGACCUAGCGGAAUGCAUUUUGUUGGAUUAGAUAAGUAAGAUUAUGAUAAGUGCCUUACUAGUUUGCAGUAGGGAGAGGACAAGAAUUUAAAAUUGCUUAGAUGAUCAAGACCAUUCCCUGUUAUUCUCUAUGCUACGGUUAGGCUCAGGGUUCAUUAAUAAUAAUCAAGGAGCAUGCAGUGUUACAUAGCAAUUCCUUCAUUGAUUAAAAAUGCUAAAUAUAUAGUGAAAGAUAUGGAAUUCCAGUUGAGUCUCUCUUACUGAGUUUCUUUAUUUACUUUUUCCAUAACCUGUUAUUUUCUGACACAGUCAGCGUCUAUAUUCUGUUUUUGUUUUGUUUUAGUUUUAGUACUCAGUGCAGAUUGGUACUUAUUAAUUUAUUUGGUUUUGUCAAAUGAACAACAUAAUAGGCAGUAUGCUAAAUUAGUAUUCAGCUUAUUGCAAAGUAUAGCAAGGAUAGGACAAUUUUACACGGACUCACAGUUAAGUGCGCAAGUAAUCCCAGGAAUUACAAAGAGCGGCUCUAACAGGGAUAAAGAAAGCGAGUGAGGUUUAAAGGAAUGCUGUUGUAAAAUAAACCCAACUCAUAAUUCCAACAAGAUAUCCAAGGAUUAUUGCUCAAGGCCAGCGUGAUGUAGUGACUGAAUCUGCCUGACAGUGCUGGCAACUCGCUCCUCAUUCUUUAUCCCCUUAGCCUGUAGAUGAAGAGGAAGCCCAGAGAGGCUGACUAAUGUGGUCCCCCUCACACAGCUGAGGUGACUCUCACUGGUUCUCUAGAUGUUUGUGCAGUAAGAUACACAGCGUCUCAAUCACAGGAAGGCGCGGCCCCACCUCAAGGCUCCCAUCCUAGUUUUCCUCAAGUCCACAAGUUUAUUGUUCCAGUUAUCAAGCCAAGAACUAACAAGCCAUUCUUUCCUCCUUUGCUACUCAGAGCCCCAUUCCUUCUCUGGCCCAUUUUACACCACCCUUGUUCAGAAUGACUCUAUUAUAUUAAAUGCAAAGCAGUUCACGUCCCUAAAACUCAGCCCCGCUCUGUGUUCACCUAGCUGACAAAGAACACUUAUCUCCAGUUUUUCCUCAGGCCUAUAGAGUUCAGGUUGAGGCACUGCUGCCCAUCCCUUUCACUUCUCACAGGACUCUGCAGUGGCUUUCUUCCUGUCCCUGGCCCAGUGCCAGGCUCUUGGUCCUUUGUGAGGGUUCCCUGUUGGCUGCUCUGCUCAGCCUUUUGUGUGGCUGAAUCAUUCUGUCUUGUUUACUUCUGCUGAAAUUCCUGACCCUCUUGGGAGGCCUUUCCAGAUGUCCCACUGUUGGGGUUUUGGUCAUCAUCUCUUUGUGUAUCAGUUUCAGAGCUCUGGGGUAUGCUUCCCAGUGUGUUACUGUCCCCUCGCUCAGAGGUCUGACCCUGGAGAGCACAGGACUCUGCCCUCCCCGCACAGGGCUCUGUCUUUAGAGUGGGGACAGUUCCUGGCAUCUCUGACAAACGGUAAGCACUUGUGAAUGAAUCUGGCUGAGCGUGAGCUGAGGACACAUUAUUCAUGGCUCAGGGAAGCAUACUAUUUAAUUUGUACAAGGGCCUUCUGAGAAACCAUGUCAAACACCAAGAUGGGAUAUAAAAUAGGGCACACUGUAAAGAUUGGUUGGAGCUUGCAUGGAUUAAGGAUCUAGCAUGGCACAGGCACUGCAUACACCUUUAUGGACAGAGUGAGUUCUUAGAGCCAUAGGCAUUCGGAAAGCACCAUUUCAGUCAAUGGGUUUAAACUCUUUAACUUGUAAAUACAGCUACCAUCGGGAGAAGGAUGGUUUAGCACUUCCCACCGUCUCCUGUUGCAUAAUAAAUAUCGAUUUGCAAUACAUGUGAGGAGCAAUUAAGUGGAUAAAUGAGAAAACAGACAAAUAGAUGAGGCAGCUAAAGUUCAAUAUCGAAGUGAGAGGAGAAGCAGGAACAGCAGUCAGUUUAAAUAGAGAAGCAACAUCUAACAGAACCUGUGGCAUAGAAGACACGGUACAGGUUUGGUACCACACAAAGCAGGUGUCUCUGUUAGCAGGAACUGGGUUCAAGAGAAAAAGACCUAAAAGAUGGGGAGACACCCAAAGGAACCAAGGGUUUAAAUUAGGCUAGCCUUUACAACCCUUAAAAUACCUCAGACUACAGGAAAACACCUUAAGUGUCACGAAAAUAUGUGUGUAACCAAAUGAAUCAGUUUUUUUUUUAAUACUUUGGUAAAACAGCCACACCAAAUAAUAGGUAAAGAAAUCGUGCUGUUUCAAAAUAGAUUUUUUUCCUGUUGUCUAAGUAAUUUAAUAAGACAAGUUGGGAAGAGAAAGGGAAGAAGGAGAAGUAGGAAGAAGAGGAGAACCAGGAAGUGGAGACAGAGGGUGAGGGGGGGAGGGACAGUGAGGGGAAGGAAGAAAGAGGGAAAAGGGAGUGAAGGGGAGGGGGAAGGACGCAUGAAUUUCUAGGAAAUAGAAGAUAGUAGGCAAUACAUUCCUUAGAACCAUUGUGUGUAGCUUAAAUGCUUUCUAUGGAGUUUCACAAUUACCUUAGAAGAUUCCAUAAUCAACAGUGUGCUUUUCAUCACUGGAAAACAUCUUGUCCCAUGGAGAUGAUAAUGUUUUGUAGCUGAAGGAGACUUCCUAGUCUAAGUCUCCUUCAAGGGAAGAAUGUGUGAAUUUCCAUGCUCAGAAGAUUUUUAAAAGCUCUUACCAUGUUAAGAUGGGAAUUGGAAACUUAUUCAUCAUCUGUUUUUACUCUCAUGUUCAUUUACAUCUAGGUGUUAAGUGAAAAUAUUAGUUAAUUCUUCAAAGUGUGCGUAGGGGGGGAGGUUUCAUACAGAAAGAAUAGCUUCAGUUUUCUGAGACCUCUGAAGCCUUAAAUAUUCGGAACCUCAGAAUGACCGCCUGGCAUUUCAUUUUGCAAGAAGUCUAAGCAGCCGCGAUGAAUUCACAGAUGCAGACCUGCCAAGGUUAAAUUCCGUUUCACACCCAGCAAGCACACAUAAUCAGGGGACAAGCACUGUCCUGCACUGCCCUUUGAACUCACAGUUUUGUUGGCAGGGGAGGGUCAACCCUGAGCUACUUCAGAGAUGGAUGAACUAGCUUAGCCCACCCCGGCCCAGUUUAUAGACCAGCAAAUUUGUUUCCCGUUACCUUUUAAGUAUGGGUUCUGCGUCAUUUAACAAGCAACCCAAAUGAGCAGCGGUUGGAUGAGAUCAGAUUAGAUAAUAAAUUGGGAAUUGUUCAGGGAAGGUCUUUUGGAAAUAAUAACUGUGGUUUUUCCUUUGUAUGCAUGUUUGUUGUGUUUUGUUUCUUUCCCCUCUGUGUUGGUUUGGCUCCGUUCUGAAGGGGGCCUAAUAGGAACAGGGUUUGCCGGCGUGUUAGAGAGAGGAGCCCAGGGUGGAACUGUCUUAACAUUAGGUAAAAAUGCUCACAAUGUUCAUUCAGCACAGCUCUCAACUCUCCAUAUGAUGAAUAGGCUUGUAAGAGAAAAUCAGUUUAUAAUCUCUUCAGUUUAUGUCCAACCUGUUAUAGACGCUCGGGGUUUUAUAUAUAGUGCACAUACAUUGCAGUUUCAAUAUAGGGACUAGAAUGCAAAUGUGUGUUCUGGUGUCCAUUUUGCUGCUAUUUAUUUCCUAUUUGAAGUAUGCAAUGGCCUUUGAUCGCCUCUUAAGUUAAAAAUCAAACUGUAAGUAGCUACGAAGAUCUAACUUCAUCUUCUGCUGCAGUCAGGCCUUUAGACACACUUAUUCAAUAUUGUUAAAGAUAUUUAAAUAGAACAUUAUUAAGAUGUUUUAUGUUUAGAUUAUGCAUGCAUGAGACUCAUAAGCUAUGGAUUUCAUUUAGCAAAGAGUGUGUGAUAAAUCACGUCUGCUCUAAGGCUUGUUACAGCAGUGGAAAUAGCAUCCUCCCUCAGCCUCUGCCAGCCUCAGUGGAACACUGUCUUUCCUGAGGUCGCAAGACGGCUGCCACAGUUCAUGACCUGGUGUGCAGACACCACUGCACCACGGCAUCUAAAAGGGCUGGCUUAUUUAGUGUGUUAAAUAUUUACCAGAUACACUACGUGUUCCAUGUUGCUUCUCAGAGGAGACUGUAACUAUCAUUUAGUGUAAAUAUGCAAAGAAGGGUGUCCUUUAAUUAGCAGUCUAGGAGAUUCUGUAGGUUAAAGACUUAAUAGCUGGCCUAGUCUUUUAAUAAAAGCGGAUGGAGAACUUAAUUCAAAAUAAUAUAGAAACCAUACAAGUGCUCCAUAGGCAAUUGCCUACUUCCCAGGAGGAAAAAUAUUGAGUGCUGCAGAAAGAGCGGGAGAGCAAGAGAGCAGAGUGAGAGAGGGAGAGAGGGAGAGGGAGAGGGAGGGAAGGAGGGAGAGCAUGUGUGCUAGUAUGUAUUAGUAGCUAUUCUUGGUUGAAGUGCAUUUUGUUGAAUAAUUCAACUUGUUUUGUUUUCUCAUGUGAAUACACUUUUGUCCUAGAAGUUUAGUGUUGUGCUUUGUGAGCCUAUAAGCUCCACUAAAGCCCACUUGUUACAAUAGUAGCUUUUUCUGCAGGAGAGAAGGGUGCUGCUUUGCUUUAUAAGUAAUUAGUGUUUGGGGACGAGCUACUCAAAUAGAUCUCAACCAUGGUCUACAGGCACGGAUGCCUACAGGGUCCAGAGGUGACUGACUGGGAGAAUUGGGCCCAGGGGAGGGCCUAUAGCUAAAGGGAAAACACAGACUUAUUGGCGGACAUUCUUCUCCCUCAGCUCUUCUCUGUACUUAUUAUAUGGAAUUGGGUACGGGGUUACUAUAUCAUCUGAUAAUUAAAAACAUAAGAAACCAAAUAUCUGAUUUAUCUGUAUAGUCUCAUAACUUUUAGAUGUUGACCCAGUUUUACAGAGAACAAAUGUCAAACACUUGGAUAUGCCAACUCAAACGUGACUGAGGGAGGUAACAGUCCUGCCAACUGCUGCUCGAAGUCUCUGAACUAGCUACCUGUUGAGGUAGCCAAAUGCAGUGACCAGUGAGGACCACUGGCUAGAGUGUUCAAGAAAUGUGCAGCCUUCCUGGUGCUGGGGGUGGGGCUGCCUCUGCAGAGACGCAGCAUGCCUCGCCAAGGACAGCACAGCCACGGGUUACUAACUCCACAGCUGUCCAGGACUGCUCAGCAGAAACUGUACAACAGAAAGGCUCCAUAAACUCUAGGGUUGGUCUCGAGUUGCUAAACCAUUGGGUUGCUUUGAGGUAGAGGCUGAGAGAGCAUUUCAGGGCUAUAAAUCCCAAAAGGACUGAGGAAUCUGUUCUCCUCCAACACCUCUGACAGAAUGGCCCUGUCAUGUCAUUUUGAUCUAGACCCUUCUGAGCUUCUGCUUCUUCACGUCCUGUCCAGUGGUGCACAGCCACAUUCAUUCAUUCGCUGUCUGUGACCUGAGCAGACUCUGAUUGCUGUUUCCCUCCUUUGAUAAGACUGAUACACUAUAAGGCUGACAACCAUGACUUUCCAAAUAGAACUCUAGACUCAUCCUCAACAUCAUAGUCCCACACUGCAUUUAAAAAAUGUCUUGUUAUAAUCAAGUCCCAAGAUCUUUGCCUCCCAACUAAAAUCCUCUAGAAGAGAGGUGUGGGGAGCCCAAGCCGUAAAGUCUUACCAACAUGACUGCCUAAACAUGAACUGAACAAGAGCAAUCCAAUCAGAGCCAACGCAGAAGACAGAAAGACCCCAAAUCCCGGGACCGGGACCUCAACCCAAGAACUACAGAGAAUUAAAGAAUGAUGGGUACGUGAGAAACAGUCUUCCUCAGUGAAGAGCACACCAGUUGGUUAUCUAAUACCAAAUGGUUGAGUAAGAGGUGGUUUGAGAAACGGCUCACCAGUCAAGUGCACAUUAGAAAGAGCUGAGUUCAGUUCCCUGAACCCAUGUCGGUCAGCUCACAGUUGUCUGCUCCGGAGAAUAAAACAUCUCUUGCUUCUUUGAGAAUGUGCACACACAUACUCACACACACACAGAUACACACUCACAUACACAGAUACACACACAUACACUCAUAGAGUCAAAACAGACAGAUUUAGACACACACGCGCACACACGCGCACAUACUCACACAUGCACAGGAGAAUUAAGGCAGACUUACACAAUAUUACAUGAAAUAAAUAUUUUAAAAAGGAAAAGAGCAAAUAAUGUAAAAUCACGGGCAAGUGAGGUCUCUACUUCUGAUAGCUUAUGGAUGGUUUCACUUGAUUGUGUCUGUUCUUCUGCAAAGAUAGUUACUUAUGACUGUUUUCUUGGUCUCACCAAAUACUGAAGGUGUAAAUCAGUGAACGUCAGGGGUAAGUUUUAAGUUGCUCUUUGUAGAGGUAUCUUGCAUACCUAAGAGCUCUGCUCAUCUGACGAGUGUGUCAGCACUUCCGGGUUGGAAAGGAGCUUUUUAACUAUUAACACAUAGCAUGCACUCCAGCUACACGUAGUUGCAGUUACAGCUGUCUGGGGAACACAUGCAUUUGCCAAAUUAAUUACACCAAUGAGGGUAUUUGCUUGGUCAGAUGAAGGAAAAAAAAAUCACUCUCCAACUCUUCUACCUCUGCGUCUUAGUUACGGUCUCUUUGUUGUAAUGAAACACCAUGACCGUAAGAGCAAGCUGGGAAGGAAAGAGUUUAUUUAUCUUCCUCUACUGCCACACUGUCUACUACUACAUCACUGAAGGAAGUCAGGACAGGAACCCAGUCGGCAGGAAGCUGGAGGCAGGAGCCAAUGCAGAGGCCGUGGAGGGAUGCUGCUUACUGGCUUGCUUCACAAGGCUGUCUUCUCUCUUGUAGCACCCAGGAGCACCAGUCCAUGGAUGGCACCGCCCACAAUGGGCGGGGCCCUCCCCCAUCGAUCACUAAUUGAUCUCAGGCUCACCUGAAGCCUGAUCUUAUGGGGACAUUUCUUUUCUAAGUUGAUGUUCCUUCCUCGCUGAUGACUUUAGUUGACAUAAAACUAUCCAGCUCACUUUGUUUCAAGAAUAAUCGAGUUGGAAAUACUUGGUGUUUAGUGCAAGCAGCUCUUAGGUAGACAAGAUAAUCUUUUAAUUAGCAACAAAAACUGGGUUCUCUUCCUUGCCCCAACUGUGUUCAGUUCAUCAGCUGGGGCAUGGAACCGGUUCUGGAGCUGCUCCUCUUGCCUGUGAGCGCCCUGCGCCUGCGUAUGGUGUGUGUGCUGUUAGGCUGAUUUGAGAGACAGUGAUCAUACUCAUUUCCUGACCUGUUGUUAUUCAAAGUCUAGACUGCAGAUCUGCAGAAGCUUCUCCCUAAUUGUUUUUAAUUGUUCUGCUGUGGUUGAGGAAGCCAGAAUAAUAACAGAAGGAUUCAGAACCCAAGGACGGUGAUUUUUGUUGUUGUUUAAAGAUGUUCAUGGAACGUUUUAUAGCAUCUUUUUGUCAGCAUCAUUAGGUCCGUAUCCUCGAUGCAAAUACAGCCUUCUCCAGCACACAAAAUGAGAAACCUCAAAGCCUAGGGGAAUUUCAUGGGAAGAGUGGAUUGACUCCCCACACUUCAGAGCUGGAACGUUCCUGGUUGGUAAAUAUUUGACUUCCCAAAUAAAAGUGUCCCUACUUCAUUGUGAGAAAUCUACAUCGGAAGUUGAGCCCUGCCUGAGGGUAGAGGAGAGAUCAGUCGCCUGUGAACCUUACAACAGGUAGGAGGAGGACAGCCUGCCCCCUUGGGAUGGCCGUGCACACUUGUUAUGAUAUUGUUAUUGAACAACCAUGAUUCAGUCAGACGCAUUUCUUUAAAUUACAUUUCUGGGAACAAGGACCUGAGGAGUAUCACUAGUUUGCUGGGUAAUAUAGUGACAGGAAUGAUGAAUUAGACUGGGAACCAGUUCCUAGUGUUAGAAACCCCCCACCCCUGCAGAGACCUUAGGGAGAAAGACCCUAGGAGAGGGAUUACAUAGGAGUCUUGCCUAUCCAGGCAACUUCUGUCCUUUGGCCUCAAGUGGUUUUGAUGGAGCUGCUUUUUUCUUUUUCUUUUUAAGUCGUUUGUAAUUUUUAAAGAUAAGACUGAAGGCUUGGACAGAUUCAGUUAAAUGCAGUUUCACCUGCCUCUUGGCUCCUAUGGUUUAUUGUGGAGCAGUGGGACUGGAGUUCCAGGAGCUCCAAGUUCCCCUUCUCUGAAACCUACCGUCCCUGUUCCCUGUAUCUGCUGUCCCUAAGCCUAUGAGAAGCUUCUCUGAGAAGCGCAUUUUAAUAUUUAGAUCAAACGGUGAUUGGAAUACAUUAAUGCCCAGUGGGUUUGAAAGCAGCUGCUGAGCCUUCUCCCUGCUGCUCCAAUUAACACAUGCAGCACACUCAGUCAGCAAGAGGGCUGAGCAUAUGGAUGAAACCACUUCGCAGAUCACUAGUGUGGCUUGCAGGAGAGCCGAAGGGUUAACUAGCCUCCCUUUUUCCUAAACCGCCGCUUUCGAGGAAGUUUUGCACACGGCUGCCCUGCUUGGAGCACAGGAAUGCUCGUAGGAGUGGGUAGGAUUAGCAGGUGGGCAAAGCCAGGUCUUCCCUAGUUUGGUUCAGUCCAUUGACUAGCGCGCUUCCCCACCCCCGCCCCGCGAUGGAGGUGUUGGGGGACGCCUCUUGCUUCAAGCUGAAUAUCUUUAACUUUUGUUUGGUUUGGAAACAAGUUGAAGCCCACAGCUUUGCUGAGUUUUUUUUCCCCCUCUCUCACUUUCUCUAAUUAUUAUCUUUUAUUAUCCUCUUACUUUCUUUCUCUGCCCCACCCAUCCUUUAAAAAAAAAAUAGUAGAUUUGACAGUUUCCUGGGCUAAAUGAGAAGUCUCACCAAGCUACUCCCACGCCGCUGUUGUGUUUUCUCCUGCUGUGGCUGAACUCUUGGCCUUGAUGGGCAUAAGGAGAAAGGCUGGAGGGUAAUGUGUCCCGGUCCCCGGGCUUGGUGAGGGUCAUUCAUGCUCCGCCGGCUUGAAGAGCAGCUGGGCUGUCCGCUCUGCUGCUGUCUGCGCCGCUGCUGCCACGGUGCCCCGGGAGCAAGUCAUGGACCGCUUCCUGGGAUUUGUCAAGCAGAUUCGGAGAUCCAGGAGAAGAAAAGGAAAAAAGUACCGGCCAGAAGAGGAUUACCAGGAGGGCUAUGAGGAUGUCUAUUACUACGCUUCGGAGCAUUUUCGAAAUGAGAGUCCCUACACUAAAUCUGCCAGCCAGACAAAGCCGCCCGAUGGAGCAUUGGCUGUGAGGAGACAGAGCAUCCCAGAGGAAUUCAAGGGCUCCACCGUGGUGGAGCUGAUGAAGAAGGAGGGAACCACUCUUGGCCUGACGGUAUCAGGAGGAAUCGAUAAAGAUGGAAAGCCAAGAGUGUCCAACCUGCGGCAGGGAGGGAUUGCUGCCAGAAGUGACCAGCUGGAUGUGGGCGACUACAUCAAAGCGGUGAAUGGGAUCAACCUGGCCAAAUUCCGCCAUGAUGAGAUCAUCAGCCUGCUGAAAAAUGUUGGGGAAAGAGUGGUCCUGGAGGUCGAGUAUGAGCUUCCACCGGUCUCUAUCCAAGGAUCGAGUGUUAUGUUCCGAACAGUGGAAGUCACUUUGCACAAAGAAGGCAACACCUUUGGUUUUGUCAUCCGAGGGGGAGCGCAUGAUGACAGAAAUAAGUCCCGUCCAGUUGUGAUAACCUGUGUUCGUCCUGGAGGGCCUGCUGACAGAGAGGGCACCAUCAAACCUGGAGACAGGUUGCUCAGUGUGGAUGGAAUUCGGCUUCUGGGAACCACCCAUGCUGAGGCCAUGAGCAUCCUUAAACAGUGCGGACAAGAAGCAACGCUGCUGAUAGAAUAUGAUGUCUCCGUGAUGGAUUCUGUAGCAACAGCAUCCGGGCCACUACUAGUUGAAGUUGCCAAAACUCCCGGUGCAAGCCUUGGGGUUGCACUAACUACCUCCGUGUGCUGUAACAAACAAGUCAUCGUCAUAGACAAAAUCAAAUCUGCAAGCAUUGCGGACAGGUGCGGGGCGCUACAUGUGGGAGACCACAUCCUCUCCAUCGACGGCACGAGCAUGGAGUACUGUACCCUCGCAGAAGCAACCCAGUUCCUGGCCAACACCACUGACCAGGUCAAGCUGGAGAUUCUCCCACACCAUCAGACCCGCCUGGCCCUGAAGGGACCUGACCAUGUGAAAAUUCAGAGGAGCGACAGACAGCUUCCCUGGGAUCCCUGGGCCAGCAGCCAGUGCAGCGUUCAUACCAACCAUCACCAUAACCCGCACCACCCAGACCAUUGCCGAGUACCAGCCCUGGCUUUUCCGAAAGCGCUUACUCCAAACAGCCCUCCGGCUAUGGUGUCCUCGUCCUCUCCUACCUCUAUGAGUGCGUACAGCCUGAGUUCCCUGAACAUGGGGACUUUACCUCGAAGCCUCUACUCUACUAGUCCACGAGGAACCAUGAUGAGGAGGAGACUGAAAAAGAAGGACUUCAAAAGCUCACUGUCUUUAGCUUCUAGCACUGUGGGAUUGGCUGGACAGGUUGUUCACACUGAAACCACAGAGGUUGUGCUGACGGCUGAUCCUGUCACUGGCUUUGGAAUCCAACUGCAGGGCAGCGUGUUUGCCACAGAGACUCUCUCCUCCCCACCUCUGAUUUCCUAUAUUGAAGCUGACAGCCCAGCAGAGAGAUGUGGUGUGCUGCAGAUUGGAGACAGAGUCAUGGCCAUUAAUGGAAUCCCAACAGAAGACAGCACCUUUGAGGAAGCCAAUCAGCUCCUUCGAGACUCUUCCAUCACGAGCAAAGUCACACUGGAAAUCGAGUUUGAUGUUGCAGAAUCUGUCAUCCCAAGUAGUGGAACAUUUCAUGUAAAACUGCCUAAGAAGCACAGCGUGGAGCUUGGAAUAACCAUCAGUUCGCCAUCCAGUAGAAAACCAGGGGACCCUCUCGUCAUUUCAGAUAUCAAGAAAGGCAGUGUGGCACACAGAACUGGAACUCUGGAACUUGGAGAUAAAUUGCUCGCCAUAGAUAACAUCCGGUUGGACAGCUGUUCCAUGGAAGAUGCAGUCCAGAUCCUCCAGCAGUGUGAAGACCUGGUGAAGCUCAAAAUCCGCAAAGAUGAAGAUAACUCAGAUGAGCAAGAGAGUUCCGGGGCGAUUAUUUACACGGUGGAGCUGAAGCGCUAUGGGGGGCCCCUUGGCAUCACCAUUUCUGGAACGGAAGAGCCCUUUGAUCCUAUUAUCAUCUCGAGCCUCACUAAAGGGGGAUUAGCUGAAAGGACUGGAGCGAUCCACAUCGGAGAUCGAAUCCUAGCCAUCAAUAGCAGUAGCUUGAAGGGGAAGCCUCUGAGUGAAGCCAUCCACUUGCUACAGAUGGCGGGAGAGACUGUCACCCUGAAAAUUAAGAAGCAGACAGAUGCUCAACCUGCCUCAAGUCCCAAGAAGCUGCCCAUCCCCAGCCACUCAAGUGACCUAGGAGAUGGUGAGGAGGACCCCUCCCCAAUACAAAGGCCUGGCAAGCUCUCUGACGUGUACCCCUCCACAGUACCCAGCGUGGACAGUGCUGUGGACUCCUGGGACGGAUCUGGAAUAGAUGCCAGCUAUGGGAGUCAAGGCACGACUUUUCAGACUUCAGGGUACAAUUUCAACACCUAUGACUGGAGGAGUCCGAAGCAAAGAGCCAGCCUGUCCCCGGUCCCCAAGCCUCGAAGCCAGACAUACCCAGAUGUGGGCUUGAGUAAUGAAGACUGGGACCGGUCCACAGCCAGUGGCUUCGCCGGGGCUUCUGACAGUGCAGACGCUGAACAAGAGGAAAACUUCUGGUCUCAAGCAUUGGAGGACCUGGAGACCUGCGGCCAGUCGGGAAUCCUGAGAGAGCUCGAGGAGAAAGCUGACAGGCGUGUGUCAUUGAGAAACAUGACCCUCUUGGCAACAAUCAUGUCGGGGAGCACUAUGAGUUUGAAUCAUGAGGCUCCAACGGCUCGCAGUCAGCUGGGGCGACAGGCCAGCUUCCAGGAACGGAGCAAUUCGAGGCCACACUAUAGCCAAACGACUCGCAGCAACACUCUGCCCUCGGAUGUGGGCAGAAAGUCUGUAACCCUGCGGAAAAUGAAGCAAGAAAUCAAGGAGAUUAUGUCCCCAACUCCCGUGGAGCUUCACAAGGUGACCUUAUACAAAGACUCUGGCAUGGAGGACUUUGGGUUCAGUGUGGCAGAUGGCCUGCUGGAGAAAGGGGUGUAUGUCAAAAAUAUCCGCCCAGCUGGGCCAGGUGAUCUUGGAGGCUUGAAGCCUUAUGACAGGCUCUUACAGGUUAACCACGUCCGAACGAGAGACUUCGACUGCUGCCUGGUGGUGCCCCUCAUAGCCGAAUCCGGUAACAAGCUGGACCUGGUUAUUAGCAGAAACCCGCUGGCCUCCCAGAAGUCGAUAGAACAGCCGGCUCUGCCCAGUGACUGGAGCGAACAGAACAGCGCUUUCUUCCAGCAGCCCAGCCACGGUGGUAACCUAGAGACACGAGAACCCACUAACACAUUAUAGCAUUACUUUUAUAAAGCAGGACGAAAGACGAUAUCUACAUGGUGCUAAAACAAAACAGAACAGAACAGAACAGAACAGAACAGAACAGAACAGAACAGAACAGAACAACCCUUUAAGAUUUCUGUGACAGCUGAAGCACAGAGAAUCACGUGGCAUUAAUGCAAGCACAGGGGUCUUUUAAAUCUCCCUCAUAGCUCAUGUUCUCAUCCCUUCCCAACUAGAAGAGGUUUCUUUUAGGAUGACCACUCUGUUAACUGGCGGGUCCUUCUCUGCCGGGGGUGGGGAGGCCCCAUCGGUAGACAAUAAAGAGGAAGGCAGCCCACCCCUUCCCCCACCCCAAUCAAGAUCAGAGGAAACUUUUUACAAUUCACCUUACUGUCACUUUUUACAGAGAGAAACAUCCCUUUGAAAAUAUUCUCUAUGGUAAUUUCCUGAAUGGAAUAAGUUUCUUACUAUAACGUCAUUAGUGUAAGAACACGAUCAAUAUGGAUUUACACAUAGCUGGCCCUGCUAGGGGAGCUAGGAUGGGUGAAUGGCUAGGCCUGCCGCGGUGGGAGGGGCACAGGUAUAACAUUAGGUUUUCUUAAAAUAUUUCAGCAACAGUGCACGUUGGAGACCAUAAUAGGUGGUGGUAAAUGUUUCGCCCAAAUAUAGGAAUGAUUUUAACUAAGAUGUAUGCUAUUCCCUAUGCAACAGAUGAUCAAACAGGAUAUGUCUUGUGACCUGUUUUUUUUUUCCCUUAAGGACACAUUCUUUUUUUUUUUUUUAAUAGCUGAAAAAAAUCUCUGGUAAUGAAUUAGAGUGUGUAGUAACACUGAGCAUUAGUGAUAUGAUCCUAUUUUUAAAAUCCAAGACUAAGAAUUUAAGGAGUGAAGAGUCUAAUGAAAUGAGAUUCACUUUCUGGGUAGGCAAACAGAACUCAUGCAGCUCAGAAGUCUGCAGACUGCUACACCGAGGGGUGCACAGCACAAUGACUUAAGGACGACGACGAUUUUGUUCUGAGUCACGCCACUUGCUUAACUUGUAAAUACAUUUUCACAAAGCUCAUUGCCAAUCACUGUCCCCCAAAGCAAUAAACUGUGACAGUUGCUUUAAAUGUCCGUGGGCAACUGUUUUCAUUUGUUCAGAUAUUUUGAAUAGCUACACUAAUAACUGUUAUUUGGUAGAUAUUUAAAGAAAAAUAACUAGAUCUGUAUAUUGAUGGUAGAAUGUCAAAACAAUUCUUUCCCAAACAUGUUCAUUUUGGUCACUAAUACAACUAACUGCACAGGCAAAACAUCGAAACACUGUGUCCUUUGUUUAAGGGAAAUGAUUCAUCUUUCUUUUUUGUGCAAAGAAAUAUAUAAUUUCAGACACAUUUCAGAACCGCCAGGGCAAAGAAAGUAUAGAACAGAAUCAUGUUAAGAAAAAAAAAUCAUGAGUCACUUAAAUAUGUAUUUUUGUUUGUAACAAACAAGUAUUAAACUGUAAAGUAUUUUUGUACAAAUUUAAUACUUUAAUAGCAUGGUAUUUAUCGUCUAUGUAUGGUUUUGGGGAAUUCGAAAUUGUUGCAAAUAUUUGUAUUGAAAAAAAAAAACCCUCUACCAAAUGGAAUAAAUGGUGAUUUUAAAAAGCCAAAAUAAAAAAAAAAAAGUGACCUGCA
Molecule: messenger RNA, 26290 nt
Organism: Rattus norvegicus (Norway rat)
Lineage: Eukaryota; Metazoa; Chordata; Mammalia; Rodentia; Muridae
Gene: Grip1
Product: glutamate receptor interacting protein 1
Cellular component (GO): cytoplasmic vesicle; endomembrane system; endoplasmic reticulum membrane
Source: RefSeq, a predicted model, not a curated record